Molecule: messenger RNA, 4537 nt
Organism: Clupea harengus (Atlantic herring)
Lineage: Eukaryota; Metazoa; Chordata; Actinopteri; Clupeiformes; Clupeidae
Gene: ccdc92ba
Product: coiled-coil domain containing 92Ba
Source: RefSeq, a predicted model, not a curated record
CUGAGGAGGUCGAUUGAUCACGGGAGGAGUUUCGGUACAGUGUGGGAGGGAUUGCUGCUCAUCCAAUCAGCUGUGGAGAAACUGUCUCGUGCGUUCCGGUCACGAUGCGUUGUUGUCGUCCCAUCUUUGUGCACUGGGCAUCUGUUCAAGGGAUAGAAGACGUGCCCAAAAUAAGCGGCGAGGGAUGCGGAUGGUAGCUGGAGGAUGUGUGCGGGGUUGUAUUUUCCGUGACAGUAGAAUGCUCAAACUUAAAAUUGUAGGUAUGGCUGACGUUUACUGGUGAAGCAACGAUACUGUCAUCAGAUUUUCUGGCCAUUUGUAGGGUCCAUAGAUGCCGAAAGGUUGGUUUUCCGUUGGAAGCGCAUCGAUUGAUGCUGCACCUCUCUUCCGUGUACAGGCGUCUCCAAAAGCCUCGGCAUCAUGCGACCAUCUUUUAGGAAACAUUCUGUCUGUAGGAAUUCGUUUAUACUAAAUCUGUGAAUACCCAACGGAAUUAUCUGAAGCGGAGUAACCGUGGAGAACGCUGGUGACAAGAAAAGGAAUACAACGACACCCCUGGAUCUGUCCUUGUGAGGCAGGCAGCACAGAGGCCAUUAUGGAGAGUGGCUCCCUGGCCCAGCAGGUGGAGAGUGUGGAGAGGAGCAUAACCUUCCUGCGGCAGGAGCAGCUGACUCUGCUGCAUGGCCUGCACCUGGAGAUCCUCAGCCUGGAGAAGCGCUGUACAGAGUUGACCCAUGAACUGAAUUUGAAGCCACCAGGACCGUCUCAAGCAGAGGUGCUGGAAGAGGAGGAGCUGCUGGAGGUUCGCUGUCAGGAGGUGCAGGAGCGCCUGGCCGUGAAGCAGAACACCCUGAAGGAGCUACAGAAUGAGCUGAGCCACAAGGGGGCGCUGGUGGGCGCCAUGAGGGUCAGCCUAAAGGGCAAGGAGCGCAGUUUCCUGGAUGAGCUGAAGAGGCACAGCCACAGCACCACUGUGCUCACCACCGAGUUGCAGAAGCAGACGGAGGCCGCUGCCUAUCUCUCCUUCCAGUUGCACUCGGCCAGACGGAAACUGAGGCAUCAGCAACAGCAUCAGCAACAGCAGCACCACCACCACAGGCAACGGGUCAGUCACCAGGAUCCCCAGGUCCCCGUGGGACCCCCUUCACUCACCCCUAGCGGCGCCCCGGCGAAGCCCAAGCGGCGCAGCAGCAGCAGCAAGCACUCCGCGGCGCACACCCGAGUCGAGCGGGCCAGAGAGUGCGUGCCGCGCGAGAAGGUGACGGGCCCCGAGGAGCCCAAAGCCAUGCCUGACCCGGCGCUCUUCUUCUACCCACACAGACACAGGGCCCGGAGCCGCCACACGCACAGACAGCCGCUGGAGGACAGAGAGGGGUUGGGUGACGCAGAGGCCCCAGACAGGGUGGCCCCUAUACUGGCAGCAUCGGCCCCAACAGCCACUAUUGCUGCUGGAAGCAAGGCUGAAUAAAUAAUCUGCUUCGCACCCCUUACAAUAUCUUAAGGACUGCUUCUGUUUGUAUUGUUUACCUCUGUCUUGAUGUAUUAGAGAUGUGGUUGCAAUAUUACUCCUUUAUGUUUGACUGGUAUGGUAGGUUUGAUUUCAUAUCAAGUUAUCUAGACUUAUUCAAGGCAAGACUUUGGCCUAGAUCACAUUUAGAGUGAUUUUCUGCUUACAUUUGGUACACUUGACCAGCACAUGUCUAGUUAAGAAAUGUGGCUUCUUUCUGCUCUUUGUUGGUAACAUGGUAGUGGGUCAGUAAGUCUCAGCCAUGGAUUUCAGCUGUUGCGUUAAUAUUUACAUAUAACACUAAAUCAAUCUGUGCCUCAAGCACAUCAGCCCUCUGCAUGGUAUUACUGAAGAAAUAGAAUAUGUCCCUGGAAAGUAUCUGAAGUUAUGGGGACAUGAUUGCUUUACCGAGACAAAUCGGCCUGCUCUACCAUUUACACUUUACUCAAUUAACACACACUGCUUUCCAGUUACUUAAAAGUAUAGUGUAGGUAUACAUUUUCAUUAGUAUGGGUACUCCCCAAGUAACAAACCCAUGACCUUGGUAUUGUUAGCACCUUGCUUUGAUAGUUGACCUACUGAAGCUACUCUACCAAUACUUGUUCACUAUACUAACAUGUAGCAACAGCCAAUAAAACAGGAAUGUGUUGAAGGCAAAGUAAACAUGAAAUCAAUAGAAAUGGUGAUUUUGGCAAGUAUUCCUUUAAAAUUCGAUCAGGGCUGUGAUUGCAUGGAACUAUUUAAUUGCCUGGCCUCCCUGUAUAUGUGACUUCAGGUGCAUUCAUGCUAGAAUAUUUAUGCUAGUGUGCUUUCAUUUGGACAUUUAGUUUUGACUUCGUUGGUCAGUGCAGCUGUGCAUUUCAAAGUCAGUGUUUCGCUCUUGCUAGAUUGUCUUAACCCGCUCUGUUUGCCAAGUUUGCCUCGUGCUUUGAACAGACAGAACUUUUAGUGUGGCCUUGUAUACAAAGCAGUUGUUACUUAGAGGCCAACAGUAUCCUGGAGAUGUCCAUAGCAUUGGCAGAAAUGUUUGUCUCACUAAAAAGCUCCUUGAUUAGGUACAAGAGCAGUUGAAAACUGGGUGUGCACAAUGUACAACAUGAGCUGGGUAUGGGCUUGAGUGGAAGGCUGUUAGCCAACUGUAGUGUAUACACAAAAUCUAUUUGUGUGUGUGUGUUUGUAUGUUUAUAGUGAUAAUGAAAGGACUGCCCUCAGGGAUUAAGGACCAUACCGAAAACCUGUUUAUGGUACCAUCAAUGCCAUUGACAAAAAGCUUGCUGCUCGCUCUGUUGAAUUUAUACCUUGUUUGUUAUUACUGAAGAUAGAAAUCCACGCUGCUUGGAAACUGUUAGCCCAGUGCACAAAUUGUCAUCUCAGGUGGCAUCAGAACCUUCCUGUAAGCAAGUUCUGUAGGAAUGAGUGUGAGCAGUCUUUUAUUAUGCUGAGAAAUUAUUAACGCCCUCUAUUGGUUUGACAGUGCAAUAACAACUCACACAUGCAGAUGCAGAUGCAGACGAGACUUGGCUGUUAGCUAUCUAUGAGUACAUUUGUAUUGACAGUGGUCAAAACAUCAUUUAAAAAUAUGAUGUCAUUCAAAGGCUGGAUGAACAACUAAAUCUGCAAUCACUAAAUUAUAACGUUCAAAUAACGCAGUAACAGAAAUAAUACGAAACCGUAACCAUCAGGAGCUCUACAGGCUGGGGCUGGUCUGGCUAAAGCGUCACUAAAGUUUGUCAUGGUUUUCCUAGACCAGGAUGUAAUAUUGUGUUGUGAGUGUGCUGAUCAAUGUACAGUUAUAUAUGAUAGAACACAGAGCCUUACAUACUCACUAGGCCAUAUAAACUAAUGUCAGUGAUUGUCAUACCAGUUAUAUCCUCAUUACAUAAAGGAAAAUCAUUUUGAUACUAUUCUCUUCACUAAUUAUAAUAUCAAAAUGACAUACGGAUACGCGAUAACAUUUUAUAAGAGUUUGUGUUGAUAUAAUUUAGGUUUCUGCUCACAAAUGAAAACGAUAUGUUUUUAUUUGAUGAACUCUGGGAUGACUGAUUGCACUGACUGACUGGAAAACUGAGUGUAACAGAGGAAGCAGGAGCCUUAAAGGACAUAAGAGCAGUCUCUGGACAGCUCAGUGCGUUUUAACUGGGUCACUAGCACCGGACUUUCUAGUUUGUUUUUAUACAAGGCUUCUAUAUUCCACCAUAGAAAGGGGGACCUAAUUUCACUUGUUGGCAUACAAAUUUCAUGCAUUUCAGGACAAAGCAACACAGACAGUGUUUGGCUGUCUAGCUAAAAUUACUCUUUUUUUUACUUUGUAUGUGUGGGAGAAAAAUGGUAAUAAACUGUAGUUCAUCAGCCUGGUGAAAGCAUAUUUGCAUGACAUGCACCUAACAGGCACUAAAAUAGUUUCUUGCACUUUGUUUCUGAAGCUUUCUGUAUGCUCUUUUCCAGGAGUAGUUUUGUAUGACUGCUGUCAGAGACCACAAGCUAUUUGCAUUGAAUAUGAACACCAACUAAAUGUUUUAACAUUUUCCUUUGUUACACUGUGCAUCAAAGGUUUUACAAUUUUCUGUAGGCUUAUGUAGUUUUUUUCUUCUUUAACAAAAUAUUUAGUUUUUCGAAAAAUGGCCUCAAGUAUGACAGAUUGGUAUUGGUAACAUAUGGCAUGCUUUCUGGUAACAGAACUUUGUGCUAAACGGUUAGGAUGGUCGCUUUCAUCUUAAUUCUUUCCCUGAGAAACUGUGUGUAAUAUUAGGCUAUCCCAUGUCAAGUGUGCAAUGAAGUAGGAGCUUACGCUGGUAACUCUUUGGAAUGCAGUCUUCCUCUUAAGUGAUGGUUAGGAAAUACUCAGCCAAUUUUGAAUUAAGAAGGGCAAUGUGACAUUCAAAAUGCAGUUUUGGAUGGAAGUUGUUCCGAAUCCAAACCAAAAACAGAUCACACAAUGCAAACUCUGUAUGUAUUGUUUUGUAGCAAUAAUCUGCAUUGUAGUCAUUUUUGCACAUAAGGCAAAAUAUGCAGUAAACAGCAUAACACUGA